AUAAUUUUCAUAGAUUACCUUCCUUGUACACAUUGAAGUGGCAUCGUCAAUGGCUACAAGUACAUCAGUGUGCGCGGUAUGCAAUCUUCAACACCAACCUACACAAUCAACUCACUGGUGUAUUGAGUGUGCAGAACCAUUGUGUGCUGACUGUAAAAAAUAUCACAACGUUUUAAAGGUAACAAGAAAUCACAAAACUAUUUCUAUCUCAGAUUACCAAUUAUUACCAUCCGUUGUAACCGACAUCAAGCAGCAUUGCGUGUAUCACAAUGAGAUGUAUCAACUGUACUGUAUUACGCACGAGAGUCCAAUAUGCAACAAGUGCUUAAAGGAUCAUGGGAAAUGUGGGGAAAUACUUUCACUGGAUGAGAUAGUAAAGGACAUCAAAACUACAGAGUCCUUCAUUGACCUAGAGCAGAGCAUUGACGACCUUUUUGCUAAUGUCAAUCUAAUUCGUAAAGACAGAGAGUCGAAUAUAGAAAGUAUAUCAGAUCAAAAGAAGAAAAUAACUGCACAAGUUUGUUACUUAAAAAAGCAAGUCAUCCAACAUGUCAAUAACCUGGAAGAGGAGUUCAUAAAAGAACUUGACCAAAUUGAAUUUGAUUGCUGCGACCCGAUUCAUUUGAUUGUGUCUUCGCUGCAAGAUAAAGCAAGGGAAAUAAAUCAGAUCAAGUCAGAAAUCCAGAGCACGAAGAAAUACGCAUCAGAUCUGCAAGCAUUCCUACGUAUGAGGGAAAUUCAGACGAAAACCACUGAAUUCGAAAAGCAUCUUCAGUCUAGUAUUGAAAAAAGAAAUCACGAUAACAUCAACAUUACCAGUGCAAUCAAUACUAAGAUACAGGAUAUUCUGAUGGUUGAUAAAUUUGGUUCCAUUAAAAUCAAGAAAAGUCCGUCUACUGACAUUAAUCUAAAUAGAAGAAAAGACAGACAAGCCCAAAUGAUGAUCCACACAGAGGAAGUAUUGAUUAACGAUGUAAAACUUGUAUUUAAACGAAAACUGGACACAGCUUCUAAAUACCCUACUUGAUGCUGCGUUACAAAAAAGGGUGACUUUCUGUUUACAGAUUACGUAAAUAAAAAUGGAAAAGUAAUAGCAAUUAAUGUCGAAGGUGAAGUUGAAUAUACCAUCCGUCUUAAAGAACCAUGCUGUGCGUAUGAUGUAGCGUCCUUAGAUGACUCUACAAUAGCUUUAUCCACUGGAUAUUCAAUUAAGAAACCUGGUAUCAGUAUUGUUGAUCAGACCAAAAGAAAGGUAGUAAAGUUCAUUGAAUUACCUAAUAAUGCAUAUGGAAUUACUUAUGACGGUAAAUCAUUGAUCUGCUGUGUUUCAAACAAAGACUUACAUAUGAUAUCUUGUACAGACUACAGUAUCAGUACUAUCCCUAAUACCGCAUCAUGUUGGUAUUUAUACGUUUCAACGCAUGCUGACAUGAUUUUCUUUACAAAUCCGAUUAAAAACAAAGUAACUUGCUGUUUAUACAGUGGCGCACAAGUGUGGGAGUUCACAGAUGAAAGUGUUUUAAAUAGUCCGCGAGGAAUUACCAUAGACAACAACGGGAACGUUUUUGUUGUUGGAGAGGAUUCAUGUAAUGUGGUUGUCAUAUCUCCUGAUGGAAAACAUUGUAAACAGAUACUGAACAAGGAAGAUGGUUUUGAUAGGCCGAACGGAAUUGUCUUUGACAAAGUGAGGAAGCAGCUGUUAGUAGCAAAUGAAACCCAGUUUGCUUAUGUUUUUAACGUUUCUUAUUGUUAAAUGAAAUAUAUAUCAUCUAAGGAAAAGUUUGUCAUAUUAUUAUUAUUAUCAUAAUUAUUAUUAUUACUGUCAUUAUCUUUCUUUUGAAUAUCUAUACUUUAAUGUGUACAAAUCGUCCGGAUUUGACUAUUUAUGCUGAAGUGAAUACAAGAAUAUUCCAUUUUAAAUGUCAUGUAAUACUCGUCUCUUUUCGAGACACAUGAUUUCGAGACAUAUGAUUUCGACACACAUGAUUUCUAGACACAUGAUUUCGAGACACAUGAUUUUGAGACACAUGAUUUCGAGACACAUGAUUUUGAGACACAGGAUUGUGAGACACAUGAUUUAGGUUAAAAAAAGAAGAUAUCAAGGGGCCAUCAAUACUAAUAAGUAAACAAAUCAACAAAAUAAAAACAGACAACACUCUGUCAAAAAAAAAACAACAACAAAAAACAAACAAAAACAAAGCAUUCCGUCGAAAACUAAAAUGGUAGUCAUUAAUGAGUUACUUGACUGUUUGAAAGUUUAUCUUGACAUUUCCGGCAAUUAAGCAGCUAUAUGUAAAUAACUUGAAUUCGAUAAGUCACCAUCAAAUUACGUCAUCUUGAGCAGACAGAUAUUCUUCUACACACACUUUUUAUAAUGUUUUAACAUUGGAGGAACGAAUUGUCGCAUAUUACUUCGUUGUUUUGGCAUUCGUAUUAAACAUUUUUUUUUUUUUUUCAAAAGGGUAAUUAUUUUUGUCCACUUAGUGAGAACAUGCGUCCCGAGGACAGCUACCUACCGAAGUUCCAACACGUUCAUAAUCCAAUUCAGAAUGUAAAUAGUUAUAAUACAAAGCACUAACAUGUUAUUAUCCUGGAUAAUAUACAAAAAAAAAAUAUGUCAGUUCGAUUUCAAACACAUACAUGAACCUCAUUCGUCAAACUUUUACUAACAUUUGUCAUUCUCACUUUAGCUGGGCAAAUAAUUAAACAAAAAUCAGAUAUACAUCGUUCCUCUUUUUACUUUUGAAAAAGAAAAGUACUAAUUUUGAUAUUGGUUGCUUUCAGUAACAAUCGUCUGUUUUUAUCUAAGUAACUCAUUUAUUAUGUCCGUCACAUUUUUGUAUUUUGAUUUCGAUUAAAAAAAGUUACGUCUUU
Messenger RNA from Mytilus californianus (California mussel), 2874 nucleotides. RefSeq names its product transcription intermediary factor 1-beta-like. Gene Ontology annotation, cellular component: chromatin; nucleoplasm. The coding region runs from base 50 to 1027 and encodes 325 amino acids. The transcript has 2 exons. Lineage: Eukaryota; Metazoa; Mollusca; Bivalvia; Mytilida; Mytilidae. Gene Ontology annotation, biological process: positive regulation of DNA-templated transcription. Gene Ontology annotation, molecular function: zinc ion binding; ubiquitin-protein transferase activity; protein binding. The record is from RefSeq and is a predicted model, not a curated record.